AUGUCCCCAGAAUCCACUUUUGAGCCUCUCCGGCCCGUUGGUGAAGAUAUUUACCUAUACAAAGCACCGAUUCAGGUCUCAAAUCCUGCCUCGCCGUCCCUAGUGAUCCUGUGUACGUGGGUGGGGGGUGCCACUCCCCGGCGCAUCAAUAAAUACUUAGCGCAAUACCGGGAAAUCCACCCAACCACCUCACUACUUUUGAUCACCGCAGGUAUAUUCAAGACCGCCAUUCGCCCAUUCAGUUCCAUUCGCGCCAGUCUCAAACCUGCCCGCGAAGCUAUUUGCUACAUUCUGAAUCGAGAAACUCGGGAGAAACCCCGCACCAUUGGUGGCCAACGCGGCAUCUUGUUACAUCUUUUCUCGCAUGGAGGGGGAAAUAAUGCUGUUCAAUUAGCGAUUUCCUUCAAAGAUGAACUGGACGCGGGCUCCAUCUUCUUUUCCAAUCUUCUUGGAAUCGUCCUAGACUGCUGUCCAGGAGACGAUACCCUGCAAAGAAUGAUUAAAGCGACAGAGGUAUCAAUGCCCGACACGGCCCUGAGUCAUUUACUUCGAAAAACAUUGCUUUAUCCGUCACUGUCAUUGGUCAAUGGUCUGCAGCACCUAAGACUUGUCCGCGCCAUUGAGGACCUACGUGAGCUUAUCAACGAUGCCGCCAUUUUUGGAACUGGGCCGAAAAGGCUCUAUAUAUAUUCAAAGGAGGAUAUUAUGGUCAACUGGGAAAACGUUCAAUCACACGUAAAAGAGGCGCGCUCGCGAGGCUAUCCUGUUGAUCAGGUUGUCUUUGACCAUGGCUCACAUUGUGGACUUGUAAUCGAAGAUGCCAAUCGUUACUGGACAUCAAUCCAAAGGUUCUGGGACGGAGAAGAAGUUUCGGAUCUGGGUCCCAGCGCUGCUUCUCGAACACCCAGGAAGCCAUCUAUCUCCCGUAGUCGUCUAUGA
Penicillium macrosclerotiorum is the source of this 939-nucleotide messenger RNA. RefSeq lists its product as uncharacterized. The record is from RefSeq and is a predicted model, not a curated record. The transcript has a single exon. Bases 1 to 939 code for a protein of 312 amino acids. NCBI's taxonomy places the organism in Eukaryota, Fungi, Ascomycota, Eurotiomycetes, Eurotiales, Aspergillaceae.